AUGCAUACCGCACAAAACCUUUGGAAAAGCGAUGAAAUCGCUGUCAAUGGCGGGAACAACAAUCUCAAGUCGGACCAAGAACAAUACAGCAUCUUGGAACAGCCCAGCGGAACCGGCCGUUCGCUCAAAGUCAUCGUGAUUGGAGCUGGCGCGAGUGCGAUCAACUUCGCUCAUGAGGUCAGCCUGAGUGACCUUGAUAUUGAGCUUGUUUGUUACGACAAGAACCCUUCGAUAGGUGGCACUUGGUAUGAGAAUAGGUAUCCGGGCUGCGCCUGUGACAUCCCUUCGGUGAACUACCAAUUCUCUUGGGCACCGCGCGAAUGGUCGACUUAUUACUCAACGGCUCCAGAGAUACUGGCAUACUUCAAGCGAGUCGCCGAUGAGUUCGAUUUGCUAAAGUACAUGCAUCUAAGCCAUGUUGUGACUGGAGCCAAAUGGGACGAGGACCAGCAGAAAUGGCACAUCUCAGCGCUUGAUUUGAUCACCGGAAAGACGAUACAGGAUGAAUGUCAUGUCCUCAUCAACGCUUCUGGUGUGCUCAAUCGGUGGAAGUGGCCUAACAUUAAGGGCCGAGAUUCGUUCCAAGGCCAGAUGCUCCAUACCGCCAACUGGGACGAGAACGCAAUUGUCGAAGGGAAAACCGUCGCAGUUAUAGGUGGCGGCUCGUCGGCCGUGCAAGUCGUGCCAAACAUACAGCCCUUACUUCGCUCCAUGACCUGCUUUCUGCGAAGCACCUCAUGGAUCACGGCGGGCUUCGCCCAACGGUUCGCAGGACCAAAUGGUAGUAACUUCCAGUACACGGAGCAACAGAAGGACAUUUUUCGUCAAGAUCCCGUCAAGUACCUCAAGUACCGGAAGUGUAUUGAGUCUGAACUAAACGUCCGCUUCAAGUUCAUUCUCAACGGGUCCCAGGAGCAAGCAAAUGCUCGGAAGUUUGCAGAGGAGGAGAUGAGACGCAAGCUGUCUCGAAAGCCAGAAAUUGCCGACAUCCUCGUACCUAAAGAUUAUGCCGUUGGUUGUCGUAGACCGACACCUGGAAAUGGUUAUCUGGAGGCGUUGUGCGAGGAUAACGUCAACGUCGUCUCGACUGGCAUUGAGGAGAUCAAUGCUACUGGAAUCAAGACAACCGAUGGCGUGCAGCAUGAUGUCGACAUGAUUGUUUGCGGCACUGGCUUCGAUGUCAGCUGGCGACCUCCGUACCCUACGAUCGGCAGGAAAAACGUAGAUCUAAGAGACGCAUGGAAGUCUUACCCAGAGACGUAUCUUUCUGUCAUGGUCCCUGGAUUCCCCAAUUACUUAAUCUUCAACGGCCCUUUCGGCCCUUACGGUCACGGCAGCUUCCUUCCAAUUACAGAACGAGUCGCCAAAUACUUCCUCCAACUCCUCCAGAAAAUGUCCCACGAACGAGUCUCCUCCUUCGCACCCACUCAGUCCGCAGUCGACGACUUCGCUGAACAUCGCCGUAAAUUCCUUCCUCGCACAGCUUGGACUUCGCCUUGUCGAUCAUGGUUCAAGCAGGGCACCACGGACGGCGAGCCGAUGAUGUGGCCUGGCUCACGACUGCACUUCUUCGAGGCUGUGCGAACACCGAGAUGGGAGGACUUUGAAAUCAGGCAUGUCGAGAGGAAUCGCUUUGCGUAUCUGGGUGAUGGCUUUACGAAGAGGGAGUUUGAUGGGAGAGAUUUGAGCUGGUAUCUGGGCAGUUUGGAUGGCGAGGAUGUGCAGCCAGAGUUCGGGGAGGAGGAUGUGGUGGAUUUCCAGGCGGUGGAGGGUGCGUGA
Molecule: messenger RNA, 1779 nt
Organism: Zasmidium cellare ATCC 36951
Lineage: Eukaryota; Fungi; Ascomycota; Dothideomycetes; Mycosphaerellales; Mycosphaerellaceae
Exons: 3
Coding region: 1-1779 (592 amino acids)
Molecular function (GO): NADP binding; flavin adenine dinucleotide binding; N,N-dimethylaniline monooxygenase activity
Source: RefSeq, a predicted model, not a curated record